GAACUCUCUUCCCUCUAAAUCUAGUUUGACCCGCGAAAGACGGCUUUCUGCUGCUGACAGACGGAGUCAUUUGGGGAAACGGUGGAGUAACAUUGUGACCUACUGCUCUGAUUACACUCACAACACGCAAAUACCACGCAGAAACGCUGACGUUUCAGAAAUAUGCCUCGACCAACUCCAGUUAAGAAGAUGAAGAUGAAGACCAUGAAGGACUUCUUCUCUCCUAAAAAGGAGACUGAAAGCGACCGUGAAUCCAGAAAAGUGUUAAAAGAUUUGAACAAUGCUCAGAACACAGAGGGGAAAAGCCACAAAUUCCAGUUCCGUUACAAGAAAACCACUCACGCGGUGGCCGGUGAUCCAUCAAAGACUGUGCUCGAUGUUCUCAACACAAACACGAUGUUCAGGAAGAUUAAAAAAGAGAACGCACAGAAAGAAAUCAUCCUCCAAAGAUCCCAAGGAGACUUCCCACAAGCCGCCGUGAAGACAGAUUUCCCCUGCUGUCUCGUAGAUAAAGAUGAGAUCAUAGAUGUAAACUUCAUUAAAAAACACGACAGCGCAUCUAUGCAGAAAAAGCCAACCAGACGUCCAACAUCUCCCAACAAGUCUGAAAACUUAGUCAUCUUUUACAUCAAAACCAAAGGUAAAGGGAAGGUGAAACGUGUCAUGAUGAACGAAGAACUGUGUAAGAACGAUGUGGAUUAUGUUUGUGUGUACGCGUUCAACGAAGACACUUUGAAAACAGCCCUAAAGCGCGACGGACGAUUCUGCAGUGUCCUCUUUAAGAAACAUUGUGUGCUUUCGGAGUUUGGUAGUGAAACUGUUCACGACUUGGCGUACCCUGUCAAACACCUCAACCGCAAACAUUUCGCCAUGGUCAUAAGCAACAAGAAAAACCAGUCUGAUAGCCAGUCUGACAGUCAAGAUGACGCCAAAGAAAACGCUGAUCCUAACCAACAUCACAUCGACACAGAAGACGACAAAAACAACAACAAGGUGGCUGAAUGCAGCACUCGUGACCGGCCGGCCCCUAAAAAAAUUCCAGACUCCAAAGAGCUUGAGAAAGUUCUGCGCAAUGACAUGAGAUGCUAUCUAGAGCAGAGAAGCAUUGGAGACACAAAGGUCAAGGUGCAAAACUUCUUUAGGGCCGAAUAUGAUAAAGGUGUCCAGAGUUUCACUGAAGUGAAGAAGGUGAAGGAGAUCAUGAGACUGUCCAGCUCAGUGUGUCAGAUCAGAGCAGAAGGAUCGUUUCGGGGAACCGGAUUCUUACUCUUCGACAGAUUUGUUCUCACCAAUGCACAUGUCAUCGGAGACAUUGACUGCAUCUCCAGAAAGCUUCCCAUGACCUUCACGGCAGUUUUUGGAUUUGAAGAUCUGGGACAAGCAGGGAUCAAGAGUAUUGCUGUCAAAGAACAGGCCGCGGCUUGCCAUUACGGAGUUGAUGAGAAGACGUUUCAUCUGGAUUUCGCUCUUUUAGAAUUAGACGUCGCAGAUGAUGAACCUCUCGACUUUCCCGAAUUGCUUGCUCAUUACAGCUACGCCCGUCCUCCUAAAAGAGGCGGCAUCUGUAUCGUCGGUCAUCCCGACGGCGGGGUGAAGAAAAUAGAUCAGUGUUUCAUCAUCAGCAGAGAAGAUCAGUCAGACGCUGUGAACAAACACAUCUCUCAGAACAUCAAAUACUAUCACGUCAUUACACAGGAAAGUGUGGCGCAGAAUUGGACGAUGCACGACAACCAGAUCACAUACAACUCUUGUUUCUUCCAUGGGUCUUCAGGUUCGCCGGUCUUUGAUGAGUCCUGCCGUCUGAUUGGUGUUCACACGGGCGGAUACGUUUACAGAGGAGCGAAUGGUAAAAACAGGAGUGUUAUGGAAUACAGCUUUUCCAUUCAGCCCAUACUGGAAAGAAUCAACAAUCAGGCGAAGGAUUGUGGAAGAUUUGACAUCUUAAAGUUACUGUUCAAGUUUAAAUUCAAUGUGAAUAUUGAGGAUAAUGAUGUGGAGAUGACGGAAGAACCACAACUUCAAGAUGAAUAUUAACAAUGAAAAUAUCUCCUGUAUAUUUCUGUCUCCCAGAAUUGAAAUUUGUCACAAAAGCAUUUACUUAAAAUUAAUGUUUUGAAUGUUUAUUGUUUGUAGCUCUUAAUGUUUGAGUUCUGGUUAUUUGCAUUUGCCAUUUAAUUACCAAUUACAUCUGUACUGAUAGAUCUGGAUAGAGACAUACAAUUGUUUCUUGUUUAUAUUCAUCUAUCAUAAGUAUUCAUUCAUUUAUUUUUUUAUUCACUUCUAUUCGUAUUAUUUGUUCCUUACCUUCCUGUUGUUUAACCUCGUAUUGUUUCUUAUGCUGAUAUGAGUCUCCGUUGGUCUCCAUGUCAAGGUUCAUAAUAAUGUCAUGAGACAAUGUUUUGAUACUGUAAUCUUGAAUGUUAAAAACACAUAUUGAAUCUGUUUCUAGUCAGACGAAGUUUGGCAGA
Molecule: messenger RNA, 2468 nt
Organism: Triplophysa dalaica
Lineage: Eukaryota; Metazoa; Chordata; Actinopteri; Cypriniformes; Nemacheilidae
Product: serine protease FAM111A-like
Exons: 5
Coding region: 163-2034 (623 amino acids)
Source: RefSeq, a predicted model, not a curated record